Messenger RNA from Carassius gibelio (silver crucian carp), 1923 nucleotides. RefSeq lists its product as uncharacterized. The transcript is spliced from 6 exons. NCBI's taxonomy places the organism in Eukaryota, Metazoa, Chordata, Actinopteri, Cypriniformes, Cyprinidae. The record is from RefSeq and is a predicted model, not a curated record. The coding region runs from base 234 to 1064 and encodes 276 amino acids. Gene Ontology annotation, cellular component: nucleus.
GGGGCUGUUCCAUAAAAGCAGCUUAGAAAAGCGGGGAUUAAAAUCCAAAACCUGACUUGAAUGAGCCGAGCUAAACAUCCGCGCUUAAAUUGGUUCCAUAACAGUAAGUUGAGGAUCAUGUGAUUUUACUAAUUUGAGUCAGGUUUAAAUAGUCUAGAUAAUUGCGCGUGCACGCCAUUGUUUAAAAGUCCUGAAAAGUCGAGCAUGGGUCAAUCGAUUUACUGUGGGCUACCAUGGCAACAAAAGGAAAAGAUAGAGCAGCGAUGUUCACGGCAACGGAACAGCGUUUGCUAUUGGAAACAUAUGAAGAAUUUAAAGAUGUCAUCACCAAAAAAGGCAAUACAGCGGCAAUAAAUAAAGCAAGAGAGAAAGGUUGGCAGGAAAUUGCUGAUCGUCUCAAUGCCAGCAACUUAAGUGAAGGAAAAAGAACCUGGCAGCAGGUGAAAAUAAAAUAUAAAAAUAUAGUUCAGAAUGCGACCAAAAAGAAGACUGAGGUUGCUGGCACUGGGGGAGGGCCACCACCAGCCAGCUUCACUCCUGCAGAGGAGCUGGCUUUGGAAAUUAAUAAAGGGAGGCCCGUCCUUGAGGGAAUAGAGGGGGGGACAUCAUCUAAAAUGAUAUCACGUAGUAUAAGGAGUGAGUAUAUAAAAGAUUCUGUAUGCUGUAUGGAUCCACCAGACAUCAUGUUGCCUGUGAGUAUGAGACCUUUUAAAAAGACAUGUAAGCUAAUGAUUUUAACUGAGUUUAAUCAGUGGUCACAGGGAGAAGUGAUGGGAGUUGAGGAGGAUGAGGAGACUGUGUCUGUAUGUUCAAGGAGGCCUGAGGAUGCUGACACUGUUCUAGAGCCCUCUCAGUCUGGGACCACAUGUGACAAAAACCCAGAAAACAUAAAAGGAGUGUAUAAACGCUACCUCCUUAAACAAAUGGAAGCGAUUGAUAUCGACAUCCAGUAUAAAAAACUGAAGAUGAGGAAGUUGGAGCUGGAAAUUCAACAGCUACAGAAAAAUGCAAGUAGAACUACCAUUUUUAAAAAAGGAAAAGGAAAAAAAAAAAGACCUUUUUGAUCACUUUCCACAACAUUUAUUUGUGUGUUUUCACCCCUAACAGGCAGAUUCACUCUGAAUAAAGACAAAUCACAUUAUAUACUUUGACUUCUGUGUGUUUGUUCAACUAAGGAGAAAGUUGAGGGGCCAGUGGAACAUUUUAAAGGCUACACAUGGUUUAGAUCAUAUUAAGCAAAAUAAUUAUUUGCAUAUGUGUCUCGUAUAAGUCUGCCUGUUUCGUUUUCUUCCAAUACUGCCUCAUUGCCCCAGUCUUCCUCUUCAGCAAUCCUUGGUUGCCUCUCUCUCCUCAGACAAGCAAUGUCAUGGAGCACUACACAAGCAACUACAAUGUCACAUGCCCUAGGUGGAGUCACUCUGAGGUGCUUCAGGCACUGAAACCUUGACUUUAUCAGCCCAAAUGCCAUCUCUAUACGACCUCUUGUGCGUGCAUGGGCAAUGUUGUAGUGGUGCUGUGCCUCUGUCUGGGGCUCCUGAUAGGGAGUCAAGAGGUAAGGCAGGCAUGGGUAUCCCUUGUCUCCCAGCAAAACUCCUGAGAAUUCUCCUGCAUAGACAGAAUGAAUAUAUAGAUAUAUAAUGUUUUUUUUUUUUCUUUUUAUAAGACUUUUUGCAAUUUUAAGUGAUUACUAGCAUACCUCUUGCUAGUUGCUGGUAGAGAGAUGAGGCUCUAAAGAUUCUGGAGUCAUGCACAGAGCCUGGCCAUUUGGCCUCUACAUUUGUGAUGAUGCAAUCUGCAUCACUAAUCAUCUAAAAUAAAUUUAAACCUGUAGGUCACUACAUUUUAAUUGCAAUGAACUAAACACUGGUGCCCAGCUUAGUACAGAACACUCAGUGCUAGAGCAUAGCCUUCAAUAUCAUCUCA